AGCCAGUGUGUCUCAGGAUGUGUGUUCCGUUUCGUUCUUUCCCCUUAACGCUGCCUGUGCAACGUGUCUGGGGGGCGGAGGACGGGACGGGGAGAGGAGGGCAGGGGAGGGAGGGGCAGCGGCGAGGAGCUGUCCGCCUCGCACGUUUCCAAUCGCAUUACGUGAACCAACAGCGGAGGGGCGGCUGGGCCAGAACCGCUUGUGUAACUUUGCAAACGUGCCAGAAAGUUUAAAAUCUCUCCUCCUUCCUUCACUCCAGACACUGCCCGCUCGCUGGGACCGCCGCACCGCUCCCCGUCGCCCUCCAGGACUGGGACAGGGGAGAGAGACGGGUGCCACGUCCCAGCAGCCGCCUUGACAGGGGAAGGGUCUGCAGCCCACCCUUGGCACUGCGUGGUGGGACGGAGACACCCGCGCUCCGCCCGCCUCCUCGGUUGAAGAUUUCUCGCUCCUUCCCGUGAUUUGAGCCCCGUUUUUAUUUUCUCCGAGCCACGUCCUCCCCGAGUGGGGGCGAUCCGGCAGAGGGAGCGAUGCGCUUCGCCUGGACCGUGCUCCUGCUGGGGCCGCUGCAGCUCUGCGCGCUCGUGCGCUGCGCCCCGCCGGCCGCCGGCCCGCAGCAGCCCCCGCGCGAGCCGCCCGCAGCUCCGGGCGCCUGGCGCCAGCAGAUCCAGUGGGAGAACAACGGGCAGGUGUUCAGCUUGCUGAGCCUGGGCUCGCAGUACCAGCCGCAGCGCCGCCGGGACCCGGGCGCCACCGCCCCGGGUGCCGCCAGCGCCGCCGGCUCGCAGCCGCGCACGCCGAUCCUGCUGCUCCGCGACAACCGCACCGCCGCGGCGCGUGCACGGCCGGCCGGCUCCUCGGGGGUUACCGCCGGCCGAGCCAGGCCCGCCGGCCGCGCCUGGGUCCAAGCCGGAGCCCGCGACGCUGGCGCCUCGGGCGCGGGCAAUCGGACUGCGCCAGACGUCCCGGCGCUCAGUAACCUGCGGCCGCCCAGCCGCGUGGACGGCAUGGUGGGCGACGACCCGUACAACCCCUACAAGUACACCGACGACAACCCCUAUUACAACUACUACGACACGUAUGAGAGGCCUCGGCCUGGGAACAGGUACCGGCCCGGGUACGGCACCGGCUACUUCCAGUACGGUCUCCCAGACCUGGUGCCUGACCCCUACUACAUCCAGGCGUCCACGUACGUGCAGAAGAUGUCCAUGUACAACCUGCGAUGCGCCGCGGAGGAAAACUGCCUGGCCAGUUCAGCAUACAGGGGAGAUGUCAGAGAUUAUGAUCACAGGGUGCUGCUAAGAUUUCCCCAAAGAGUGAAAAACCAAGGGACAUCAGACUUCUUACCAAGCCGGCCAAGAUAUUCCUGGGAGUGGCACAGUUGUCACCAACAUUACCACAGUAUGGAUGAAUUCAGCCACUACGACCUGCUUGAUGCCAGCACCCAGAGGAGAGUGGCUGAAGGUCACAAAGCAAGUUUCUGUCUUGAGGACACAUCCUGUGACUAUGGGUACCACAGGCGAUUUGCAUGUACUGCACACACACAGGGGUUGAGUCCUGGCUGUUAUGAUACGUAUGGUGCAGACAUAGACUGCCAGUGGAUUGAUAUUACAGAUGUGCAACCUGGAAACUACAUCCUAAAGGUCAGUGUAAACCCCAGCUACCUGGUGCCUGAAUCAGACUAUACCAACAACGUUGUGCGCUGUGACAUUCGCUACACAGGACAUCAUGCAUAUGCUUCGGGCUGCACAAUUUCACCGUAUUAGAAAGCAAGCCAAAACUCCCAAUGGAUAAAUCAGUGCCUGGUGUUCUGAAGUGGGAAAAAAUAGAUUAACUUCAGUAGGAUUUAUGCAUUUUGAAAAAGAGAACAGAAAACAACAAAGGAAUUUUUGUUUGGACUGUCUUAUAACAAAGCACAUAACUGGAUUUUGAACAUUUAAAUCAGCAUUAUUUGGGAAAUUUGUAAUACUUAUUCAUAUUAGUUUGGGAAUUAACAUAAUGUUUCAAUUCUAUAGUUGCAUAUUUGACUCUUUCAAAGGAAUCCAAAUUUCUUAUGCUUUUGAAAUUAUAGUGCAAAAGGGAAAAUAUCAUUUCAAUGAAUGAGCCAAAAUUACGUUGAACUGA
Messenger RNA from Lemur catta (Ring-tailed lemur), 2124 nucleotides. It is a transcript of the gene LOX, whose product is annotated as lysyl oxidase. The transcript has 7 exons. The coding region runs from base 531 to 1766 and encodes 411 amino acids. Gene Ontology annotation, biological process: peptidyl-lysine oxidation. The record is from RefSeq and is a predicted model, not a curated record. Gene Ontology annotation, molecular function: copper ion binding; protein-lysine 6-oxidase activity. Lineage: Eukaryota; Metazoa; Chordata; Mammalia; Primates; Lemuridae.